Molecule: messenger RNA, 1971 nt
Organism: Salmo salar (Atlantic salmon)
Lineage: Eukaryota; Metazoa; Chordata; Actinopteri; Salmoniformes; Salmonidae
Gene: pofut2
Product: protein O-fucosyltransferase 2
Biological process (GO): protein O-linked glycosylation via fucose
Molecular function (GO): peptide-O-fucosyltransferase activity
Source: RefSeq, a predicted model, not a curated record
GCUCUGCUUGGGCGAGUAAACUAGUCAGUGAGGUGUUCUUUCAUUUGUGUCUGGAAGUAGCUAGCAAGCAUCGGCGCUUGACUAUCGUUGUGAGGUCAGAACGCUCGGAUCAACCCUACUCCACCGCCAGAUAACGAAAAUCUCUGAAUUUACGAACGGACAAUCUGACAACGCUAUGAAUUUUCGACAAUUUGACAACGCUCUGGCGUACUCCAGAGUGAAUUUACGAACACAUCCUGUAACGCGUUCAGAUACUGGGUGCGUUCGUAAAUUCGCUCUGGCUAUCUACUACGAUUUCAGAGCACUCUUGUCUGAGUGUGUCAAAGCGCAGAAUAACUGAUGAAUAUACGAACACCCAGAGCGCAGAUUUACUUUAAGAACACACUCACUGUUAACAAAUUGUUAAACAAAUCAAUGCAGUUGCUAUGUAACCACAGACGCUUCAUCCUCCCGGAAGUGCGUUGCUUAAAUAAAAAAUGGCGGACCACAGAUUUAGCAGAGGUUUCAAUUCACCGGUGUUGUGGCUUUUUUCUGUGCAAUCUUUAAUCAAAUUGUGUUUGUCUUUUCUCGCGUUGAGCGCUGUAGUCGUCGAAGGUCAAACUGAAGAUACAUUCCGAGCUGGAAAUACCGUUUUUUCACCAGCCGUUGCAGCAGCACGGGAUCUACGGUACCUGCUUUACGACAUCAACCCACCAGAGGGUUUCAACCUGCGUCGGGACGUGUACAUUCGCAUGGCAUCCCUGGUGAAGACCCUGAGGAGACACAGUGACUGGGUGCUGGUGCUGCCCCCCUGGGGACGUCUUUACCACUGGCAGAGCCCAGACAUCCACCAGAUCAGGAUCCCCUGGGGAGAGUUCUUCAGCCUCACCAGCCUGCAGGGCAACGUGCCUGUCAUAGAGUACGAGGAGUUUAUAGCUGAGUCUGGAGGCCCAUUUAUUGAACAGGUCCUGGUGCUACAGAACUACGCUGAAGGGUGGACUGACGGGAAAUGGGAGGAGAAAGUGGACCAGCGACCCUGCGUUGAACGGUUAUUGUACUCCAAAGACAAACAGGGUUAUUACAGAGGAUGGUUUUGGGGCUAUGAGGAAACCAGGGGUGUGAACGUCACUUGUCUGUCAGCUCAGGGCCACGCCUCCAUCCUGGCACCACUCCUGCAGAACAACAUCACAUCAACUUCUGUGAUGUUGGACAAAGCAGAGACUGUCCUCCAUGAUCACUACGCAGGAAAGGACUACUGGGAUACUCGCCGCAGUAUGGUCUUUGCCAAACACCUGCGUCUCCUAGGGGACGAGUUCCGUGCAAAGUACCUGAACUCCACAGACGAGCAGGACCAGACCAUAUACAACGAGGACUGGACUCGCAUUAAGAAUAAGCUGGGUUCUGCCAGAGGGGGGCCGUACCUGGGUGUCCACCUGAGAAGGAAGGAUUUUAUCUGGGGUCACAGAGAGGAUGUGCCCAGCCUCAAAGGAGCUGUCAAGAAGAUCAGGAACCUCAUGAAGAAAAACAAACUAGACAGAGUCUUUGUUGCCACUGACGCAGAUGAGGAAGAGCUGGAGGAGCUGAAGAAGAUAUUACCAGAGAUUACACGCUUUGAGCCCACCUGGGAGGACCUGGAACUACUCAAGGACGGGGGCGUGGCUAUCGUCGACCAAUGGAUCUGCGCACAUGCCAGGUAUUUUAUCGGAACAUCUGUGUCGACCUUCUCUUUCCGGAUCCACGAGGAGAGAGAGAUUCUGGGAUUCGACCCCAAAACUACCUACAACCGCUUCUGUGGGGACAGUGAGAAGGAGUGUGAACAGCCCACACACUGGAAAAUAGUUUACUGAUGCAAUGACGUGACAUCCCUCUCAACAGCUCUCAAAGAACAUGCCAAUUGCAGUGUUAAAGUGGAGCUUUGUUAUUUUUAGAUAUACAGUUGAAGUCGGAAGUUACAAUACACUUAGGUUGGAGUCAUUAAAACUUGUUUUUCAA